This is a messenger RNA of Necator americanus (New World hookworm), 288 nucleotides long. RefSeq lists its product as uncharacterized. The coding region runs from base 1 to 288 and encodes 95 amino acids. The transcript has a single exon. NCBI's taxonomy places the organism in Eukaryota, Metazoa, Nematoda, Chromadorea, Rhabditida, Ancylostomatidae. The record is from RefSeq and is a predicted model, not a curated record.
AUGCACUGGGGCCACUUCAGCAUUCAACUCUUUAACCCUCGCCAACGAAGUCAAGCUCGAGUCUACCUACCCACAACUCACCCUAUCAUGCUGUACGCUUCAAAGACUAGGGCAGCACCAUCAGCGGUGAUGAAAAAGCUCGAUUAUAUGGAAAGGAAGCUGUUUAGACGAAUGCUUGGCUACUUUCGGCAAAUGGUGUGCCAUAACGAAGAACUCUACUCAGAAGCGGAUAUCAUGUACCGGCGGAUGGCGGCGAGGAAACCAUCAAUAUUUUGCCCCGCCCUCUAA